AUGGGGACAGCGACUCGGAUUCUACAAUUUGCCCUGCUGGCAGUCGGCGUGUCGGCUACCUUAAAGAGCGAGUGCAACAGUUUGACAGCCAGCGGCAGACGCAGCCGCCUCUCAGAUUUGCUGAAUCCGCGUCCACCCUCACAAUACAAGACAUUUUGCGGCCCAACGCCGCCGGAGUUGGAUACAUGGCACAGCGAGCGGCCUUGCGACGAUGGGCUGUUAUUCGUCGCGCCUGGGGAGAGGAUUGGGGGGGCGGCAGACCACCAAGCCAACGUGGAGGGUCCAGCCAUCUUUCGAACAAAUGGCGACCUGGUGUGGACGCAGAGCGGAUGGGGCCGGACACACGACUUGAAGGUGCAGACGGUUGGCAAUCGGAGCUACAUGACAUUCUGGCACGACGAGAACAGUCGCCAUGAUGGAGGCGGGUCAUUUGUCGUGCUCGACCAAACCUACGAAAUGGUCCGAGAGCUUAGACCGAUUGGCGACAUCUCGUCACGGCCAGUCGAGCUCAAGCUGACAGAUGACGGGACGGCGAUUAUGGUGAUGCACAGUGUCACGCAGAUUCACACGCCGUUCGGGGGCUUACAGAGUGGGUGGAUCGACGACGCAAUCAUCCAAGAGGUCGACUUGAUGUCGAACGAGCUUAUCUCUGAAUGGAGAGCCUCGGAUCAUUUUGAUGCCACCGUGAGCCAGGCUGGUAUCCAGAACCGAGGCGGCACUCCCGAGACAGCAUUCGACUUUUUCCACGCGACGGGCAUCGAUCUUGACCAUAACGGCAACUACGUCAUUUCGUCACGCAACAUGUGCAACGCCGCCGCACUACGUCGCAGCGAUGGAAAGGUGCUAUGGGUGCUCGGCGGCAGCCUCAACUCUUUCGAGGACGGUUCUGCGGGACAAGCGACGGCCAUGAUUGCCAGCCAGGGGGUCCAGUGGCAUGGCGACUCGACACUGCUGCUGCUGGACGGCGGCCAUGUGGCCAAAGUCGAGGGCCGCCCCGGACGGCGGAGCAACGCACGCAUGAUGCAUCUCGACACAACGACCAAUACCGCCGCCGUGGUGCGCAUCUACAGCACGCCCGUGGCCGUGGCAUCAAGCCGAUCCCAGGGCAGUCUGCAGCGUCUCCCCAGCGGGCACGUCUUUGUGGGCUGGGGCGAGCGCGACCCGUCGGCCGCCGCGUACACCGAGUAUUCGGCCCAAGGCGAGACGCUGUGCGCCGCACGCUUCCCGGGGGCGCCGUCUAGGGCCUCGGCCAGGUUUCGGAUGACCCCUCGCCCGCCACGCCUGGGAGGGCGCGUCGUGUCCAAGUACGCGUGGACGGGCACGCCGGCGGCGCCGCCCGUGGUGGUGGUGCGACCGCAGGAGAGCGCGCUGUACGUGAGCUGGAACGGCGACACGCAGACGACGACGUGGCUGCUGCGCAGCAACAACACGGAGCGGCGCGACGGCAGCCUCGGGGCGCGGCGCGUGGUGGAGCGGACGGGGUUCGAGACGCGCAUCCCGAUCCCGCGCGACGUCGGCGAGGUCAUCGAGGUGAUUGGUGUCGACGACCGCGGCGUGGUGCUGGUGCGUUCGGCGCUGAUUUGGAGCGAGGGCGCGAGCGGGACGUGGUCGACGCAGCAGCAGCGGGUGCAGGACUUGGCUGUGAAGGACGAGGGUGGUAGCGGUGUGUCGCCGCCGCUGCCGCCGCUGCCGUCGUGGUGGAAGCAGAGUGUGUUAUUGGGGGAGCAUGGCCGGCUGGUGCUACCGGGUCUCGGGCUGAGUGUGGCUGUCUUUGUCUGGCGUCGAUGGAUUGGCAGGCGGAGGUGGAGGAUGUUGCGGAAGGGAAGAUCGCGGGACCACCAGCGGGAGAUGGCACCAAAGGGCGAGAAGAGUGUGGCCUGA
Cordyceps militaris CM01 is the source of this 1881-nucleotide messenger RNA. RefSeq lists its product as uncharacterized. The record is from RefSeq and is a predicted model, not a curated record. The transcript is spliced from 2 exons. NCBI's taxonomy places the organism in Eukaryota, Fungi, Ascomycota, Sordariomycetes, Hypocreales, Cordycipitaceae. The coding region runs from base 1 to 1881 and encodes 626 amino acids.